GCCUCCAAAGAGAAAUACACCUAUCAGUGAUGGUUAUGGAGCAUGAUGGACGUCCCCUCAGCCAAUCAGAGCCAGACACCCUGCCAGCCGUGGGCGGGUCAGAAGGACUGGUCCACAGCUUCACCUCCAAGACACCCCUUUAACCCUCUGCCCAGCUUUCAGCAUCUCAACCUGAUGUCUCCUUCUGAUUACACUCCCUGUUACAACCACCUCCAGAUGUCCAGCUCCAGCUUCCAGAGAGACUUCACUGCAUUUUCACCCAAUAACAACAAUCCUCAUAACAGCUUGUUACAUGUUAAUAACACCAACCACAGUGUGCAGCCAGUCAUUCCUGAUGUUUCAGCCACGAUUCCAGCUGCACGCCGAGGAAGUAACAUGAAUGAAGACAUUCGUCCUUGUGACACCCAAUGGACAUCACUUCAUUCCCCUCCCAACCCUUACCAAGCUGUAGCUCAACAUUUCCAGCAUCCCUACACACAGCAGGAUUUAGUAAAUGGACCUCAGUCACCACAUCAAAAUCAUUUGCCCAUUAGGCCUCCAUUAUAUGGAAACGAGAGUCCACAGUGUAUACCUCAGCCUGGAUUUGAGGGAGCAAAUGCCAGAUCAUCUGCUGUAUUUACUCACAAUCAUGCCUCGCCCACCUCUCCCAUCCAACAGCAGCCUCAGUGGACACUUCCAGCACAGUCUGGAGAAAACAUAAACCAGUUUGUUCCCACUGCAGCUGCACAGGUCAAAAGCUUCACACCUCAGUCUCCUAACUCUGAAUCCCGUUAUGGUCUGGACCCAGAGCUCCUGCCUAGCGCUGUGAAGGUGAUGACGGAGGACAAGGCUGAGUGGGAGGGGAAGGUUUUUACCUCUGAGCCUUUUUCCAGUCUUCCUCCAUUGGCAACUACUUCCUGUAUCGUAGAGGACAGAGUACCAUGGCAGCACUACCAGCCUACCAAUGGUGUGAACGGGGUUCGGGUUGAUAAGGAGAAGAGGCCUGAACUCAGCACGGGGUCAUAUGAAAUCCUCAAUUCUCAGAAGGGGGAAGCUGCUGCACUCCUUCUAGCCAUAGAUGUGUCUGUCUCAGCACUGAGAGGAGGACACUUGGAAUUCGUAACACAACAAAUACAAAUGCUGCUUAACUCUAUGAACAGGGAGGAUGGUGAUGCUUUAGAUGUGCGUGUUGGUUUGAUGACGUAUGACAGCAGGAUCCACCUCUACGACCUCAGUCCUGAACUGUCCCGCCCACACAUGCUGGUCAUCACAGAGACAGAUGACCUGCAGCUUCCCGUGAGGGAGGGACUUCUGGUGCCCCUCAAAGACUGUAUCAGCAGCAUCGACAGCGUGUUACAACUCGUUCCUCAGUUCAACACAGAAGGAACUGACUCCGGUGGAGUUCCCAUGGAGCUGCCUGUCAAAGCUGGACUUGCUGUACUACAGGGUCUGGGUUGUCCUGGCAAGCUGCUGAUCUUCCAUACUACCUCUCUGAUAGAGACUGGACACACAAGCUCAGGCUUCUUUGGCACCAACAAACCAAAGUCCAUCUUUCAGCCAUCAGAACAGGCCGUGUCAGUGGUCAAGGAGUGCGUCGGUCAGGGAUGUGGUGUUCAUCUGUUUGUCCUCUCUCACCAAGAUGUGGGUGGGGCUUGGCCAGGCGACAUUCCAUAUUUGACAGGUGGAGCUCUGCACACUUACAGCCACCUCCAGGGAGAAUUGGACAGAGAGCGUUUCAGCACUGAUCUAAAGAGGACUGUAGAGACGCACACAGGCUACAAGGCUGAGCUCAGGAUAUUUGUCAGCAAAGAUUUACGCGUGUCUGGCUGUUACGGGCUGUUUGUUCCUGGUUCUAACCCUGGACGUGUCACCUUGGCCACCCUCGACACUUGGACCACACUGGCUGUGGAGCUCGCACACACCAGAGCUCUGGAUGAGACGAGGGGCGUAGCCAUACAGGUUGUUUUAUCUUACACCCUCCAGACAGGAGACCGGAGGACCAGGGUUCACACUCUGACCCUGCGGUGCUCGCGUCAGCUACAGGACACCUUUCGUCACUACCAGGCCCAAACACUACUCACCUUCUACUGCAAGAAGAGUAAGGAGGAGGAGCUGCAGACGGAGGUUACGGAAGCGCUGGCGUCCUAUCGAAAACACUGCUGCUCUGCUUCAGUGUCCGCGGGGCAGCUGGUUCUUCCUCAGUAUCUGCGAGCUCUUCCUGUUUACAUCAACAGCCUGAUGAAGAGUGAAUUGCUGCUGCCAGGCUUGAGGAGCUCCAUCCAUCAGCGCCUGCAGCGGCGUUGCCAGGUGCUGCGCAUGGACACCUGCAGCACUGCCACACACUUCUACCCUCUGCUGCUGCCUCUGCCUUUAUCAACUGACGGCUCCAACCCUCCGAAACCAGAGGAGGCACUGCGCUGCUCUGCAGCUAGCCUGGAGCCCAGAGGUCUUUAUUUGGUUCAUACACCCCUCACGCUGCUGCUAUGGGUGGGCACCCAAGUCCCAGCAUGCACGCUGGUUGAGCUCUUCAACACCAGCUGUUUUUCAUCCCUGCCCUCUGGAGAGACCAAGCUGCCAGUUCUGGAAAACCAUCUGUCCAUCGGUAUUCGAUCCCUGAUCAACACACUGAACUCAGGGACAUCGUGCACCCGCAAGCUGUGGGUGGUAAAGCAGGGCGACAGUUGCGAGGAGGCCCUGCAGCGCCACCUUGUGGAAGACAAGAGCCCCAAUGGAGGCGCGUCCUACGCAGACUUCCUCUACCAUCUCCACGUCAACUCUGUCCGCCUGCUGCAGUGACACACACACAUAUUUUCAGAUGUGGAUACAAUGUCUUUGACACAAGACGAAACCACAGAGUAUCCACCUCAAACACCAAUCACAGGAGGAACAAAGCUCUCAUACAGUAAUGUAAUCGAGUAAUGAGGAAAGUCUAUAGUCAGAUAUAUAAGGAAUGCAUGGAGACAUUUCAAAUGAUGCAAUAUUUGAUCUGUUCAAGGACUGCUGUGAUAUUAUUUAUGUUUGU
Neolamprologus brichardi is the source of this 3001-nucleotide messenger RNA. Lineage: Eukaryota; Metazoa; Chordata; Actinopteri; Cichliformes; Cichlidae. The record is from RefSeq and is a predicted model, not a curated record.